This is a messenger RNA of Ectocarpus siliculosus, 2700 nucleotides long. The record is from the annotation of a GenBank genome assembly. Lineage: Eukaryota; Phaeophyceae; Ectocarpales; Ectocarpaceae.
AUGUUGUCUUCGCAGGCGUCCUUGCUGGAGACGGUUUCCAACGACUUUUUCGGUCUGCCGAUGGUGACCCCCUCCGCCUCGGCCGCCCGGGCCAACACGUACUUUUCUUCGGGGGCGUACGGCCUGGGGGGGAAGGGGAGCUACCUCUUCGGCGUCCAGCCGGACGUUUUCUCGGAGAUGGAGGCGCUCGCGAGGCUGAUCCUGGAUAUGAAGGUGGAGAGAGACCUGGAUCGCGGCUGGUACCGCACCACCGAGCGUGUGUCCAUGAUAUACUCCGACGACACAUACGGGGCUGUUGCCGCCUCCGCGUUCGUUCGCGCCGUGAGACGGACGGAGGGGAUGAACAUUGACUCCACUGCGGCGGGGGAAAUGCCGUCGUCAAUUGAGCUCGCGAAGAGCGAGCCGGUGAACACGAUCCUGGGGACAGACUACCGACCGACCUUGUCAGCCUUGGUGGAGGACCGUGCGUCCAUUGUGGUUCUCCUGUCCGAGGGCUACGACGGUACUUUCGUCAGAUCGGUGCUUGAGCAGGCACUCGAGGUCGGCCUUGCCAACGAGGACGUGCAGUGGUACCUCAGCGGAGCUUCCGCCAUGGACGGAAUCUUCUCGCACAACGAGUCCUACCACGACUCUCAGCUUGCUUACGACUUCCGGGGCAUGCUGGGAGUCAGAGCAUGCCCCGCCAUCCAAGGGUCGGGGUCUGAAGCUCUGGCAAACCUUACUUCCAGGUGGGAGGCCCUAGACAGCGACAAGUACCCGGGGGCAGGCAUCGGGACCCUGACUCCAGGGGGAAGGUUGGACCCUCUGCUCGCGUACGCGUACGACGCUGCCUUUGUCCUGGCCACGGCAGUGGCGGCCGUGCAGUCGACGGCAGCGGAUUGGGGAGGCGUCUUGGAGGGGUUCGUGACGGGAAAGGCGGCGGGGCUCUGGCAGGACGGGGCCUUCAUCAGGGAGGCCGCGCUCGGGACCGAGAUCGUCGGGGUCACCGGCCCGGUGGCCUUCCGGGAGUCGGCCUCAACCGUCACGAGCGGCGCCGGCACGGCGGGCUCCGGGUGGCGGCGGACCAACGGCACCGAGUUCUGCGCGCUGAACCUGCAGGCGCACGCCUCCCUCGGCGCGACCUUCGAGGCCACCAUGCUCUGGAGGCCGGAGACCUUCGUCGACACCAACGGGACGCUUGCCACGUUCGAGAAAAUCAGUCCGAAUCAAAAGAACCAGACUUUCCCCUCAGGGGGCGACGUAUAUCCGUUCGAUAGGCCCACCUUAAGCCGUCAGCAUUUCGAGGUCAUCACCGAAGAGGCCACCGUUCCAUUCGCGUUCAUCACUCGUCGAGAAAACCAAACGGAAGAAUACACAGGAAUAGCCCUGGAUUUGCUCGAGGUUCUCUCUGGCCGACUAGGUUUCACGUACAACAUAUCCGUGGCGAACUCUUCUGUCUCCACCGAUGAGGUCAUUGGCUACGUCUCGAACGGGACCUACGACAUGGUGGCGUCAUGGGUUACCAUCAGCGAGCGCCGACUGGACACAGUGUCGUUUUCCUACCCUUUCAUGGCGACGGGGCUGUCCUUCGUCUACCGACCUGAGGUUCUUGACAAGGUAAACUGGUGGAAAAUGUUCCAACCGUUCGAGCGGCAGCUCUGGAUUCUCAUCACCGGGACGACGGUGGUGAUGGUCGCGCUACUUUGGCUCUUCGAUGGCGCAAAGAACGAGAUUUUCACGGACGGGGUGCCCACGGCGACCGGCAGCAAACGGCGGCUCUCAUCGGGCAUGGCGAUGUCGUCGUACGUGACGGGGGCCCUGCUGAUGGGACAGAUGGUCCACGCGCCCUACACCGUCGAGAGCUAUAUUCUGACAUCGGGAUGGAUGUUCGCGUGCUUUAUCCUUGGGGCGUCCUUCACCGCCGAGCUGGCGUCAUUCCUUGCUGCAGAAAAGGAGGAGGCCCUGUCUUUCGGGGUGGACGAUCUAAAGAAUGGGGCAGUGCCACAUACGCAGGUGGCGGUGCGGCAAGAGGACACUCUGCAAGCGUUCUACGAGGAGGAGAUCAUGGGUUGCUACGGGGAAGCGGAAUGCUACGGAGGCGGAGACCAAAACGUUCCGGUCACGUGCUACACGAUCGAUGAAUGCUUUGAGUUGGUGGAUAACGAGACCGUCAAGGUAACCCUCGUGGACUCCAUCACGGCUGCGUACCGAGUGGCCGACGAGUACUGCGGCCUAGACAUCCUAUCCGAAACCUUCAACAAAGGGCACUUCGGAUUGGUUCUGGAGAAGGACUCGCCCUACCUCGGCGAGUUUGAAUUGGCCAUGCUAGAGCUGGAAGAGGAGGGGACGCUGGCAGACAUUACCGAGCCGUACUUCGACACGUCCCGGUGCGCCUACCUAGAGGACUACGAGGGCGCAAGCUCGACGUCCCAGAACCUUAAGCUGGUGGACCUGGCGGGCGUUUUUCUAAUCCUCACGAUGUUCAUGGCGGCGUCCCUGGUGGUGUGGGUGUUCCGCAAGUCGUUCCAGGCCAAGAAGAAGUGGUCGGCGUACCGCGUUGAGCAGAAGGAGCGGCGGCAGUCGCUCACCAACGCGAAGACGUCGGGGGAAGAGGUGGGUCAUUUAGACCCCGACCAAGACCUCGACACACGGACCAACAGCUGGCCGCUGCUCUCUCCCAAGGCACCUGCUUCUUCGACCUCCUUCGCGAUGACGAUGUAG